AUGGCAGAGAACAGUGGAUGCCCUGCCCCCUCGCGCCCCAACUUCCUGCUGCUCUUGGCCGACGACCUGGGCCUGGGUGACCUGGGCAGCUUCUGGAACCGCAGCCUGCGCACCCCGCACCUGGACGGCCUGGCCCGGGACGGCUUGCGGCUGACCCAGCACCUGGUGGCAGUGUCCGUCUGCAGCCUGAGCCGUGCGGCCUUCCUGACGGGACGCUACCCUGUGCGCCUGGGCAUGGUGACCACCAACGGGGCGCGCGUGCUGCAGUGGGCAGCCGUGUCGGGCGGGCUGCCCACCUCCGAGAUCACCUUCGCCAAGAUCCUGCAGGAGCAGGGAUACGCCACCGGCCUCAUAGGCAAAUGGCACCUGGGCCUCAACUGUGAGUCCCCCUCUGACCACUGCCAACACCCCCUGAACCACGGGUUUGACUCCUUCUUCGGGGUCCUCUUCACCCUGAUGGGGGACUGCUUGCAAGAGGAGCCCUCAGAGAAGCGAGCGCGUCUGCAAGGGCCCCUGGACCUGGGGGCGCAGCUGCUGCUGCUUUCCCAGCUCUGCCUGGACUCUGGGAAGCUCACGGGCCUGCUGGGCCUGCGCUGGGUGCCCUGGGUGCUGGGCCCUGUAUGUGGGGCCUUGCUCCUGGCCUGCACCUCCAGCCUCCUGGGUGUCUUCAUCGUCCAUGCCGACUGCUUCCUGAUGAGGGAUCACCAGGUCGUCCAGCAGCCUCUGAGGUUUGAGGCCAGCGCGGGGCUCUUCUUGCGGGAGGCUGAGGCCUUCAUGCACAGGCACCAGGCCAGCCCCUUCCUCCUUCUCGUCUCCUUCUUCCACGUCCACGUCCUGCUGGUCACCUCACCUGCCUUCCGGGGCCGCAGCGCGCACUGCGCUUACGGCGACAACGUGGAGGAGAUUGACUCGAUGGUGGGGCGACUGCUGGCAGCGCUAGACGGCGCGGGGCUGGGGCGCCGUACCCUCGUCUACUUCACGUCUGACCACAGUGCCUCGCUGGAGGCCCGGGCUGGGGUGCCCGCCUCGGGGGGUGGGCGGGGCCUCCCACGCGGUGCCAAAGGCAUGGGCAGCUGGGAGGGCGGCGUCCGGGUCCCUGGGCUGGUGUGCUGGCCUGGGACGCUGCCCGCAGGGCGCCUGGUGCCUGAGCCCACCAGCCUCAUGGACCUGUUCCCCACCGUAGUGCGCCUGGCCCGGGGCUGGGUUCCGGCGGACAGGGAGGUGGAAGGCCGGGACCUGAUGCCCGCGCUGCUGGGGAUGGCGCAGGCCGCAGGCCACGACUUCCUGCUGCACUACUGCGAGGCCCGGCUGCACGCCGUGCGCUGGUUCGACCACCCAAGCCGCACGGUGUGGAAGCUGCACUUCGCCACUCCGCGCUCCGACUCGCCGGGCUCGGGCACCUGCCUCAGUUUCCCUGCCUGUGCCUGCUCGGGCGGCGAAUGA
Messenger RNA from Dipodomys spectabilis (banner-tailed kangaroo rat), 1443 nucleotides. Its product is annotated as arylsulfatase L-like. The record is from RefSeq and is a predicted model, not a curated record. Bases 1 to 1443 code for a protein of 480 amino acids. Gene Ontology annotation, molecular function: arylsulfatase activity. NCBI's taxonomy places the organism in Eukaryota, Metazoa, Chordata, Mammalia, Rodentia, Heteromyidae. The transcript has 11 exons.